This is a messenger RNA of Myxocyprinus asiaticus (Chinese sucker), 849 nucleotides long. Its product is annotated as chemokine XC receptor 1-like. Gene Ontology annotation, cellular component: membrane. Bases 1 to 849 code for a protein of 282 amino acids. The transcript has a single exon. Gene Ontology annotation, biological process: phospholipase C-activating G protein-coupled receptor signaling pathway; positive regulation of Rho protein signal transduction. Lineage: Eukaryota; Metazoa; Chordata; Actinopteri; Cypriniformes; Catostomidae. The record is from RefSeq and is a predicted model, not a curated record. Gene Ontology annotation, molecular function: G protein-coupled receptor activity.
AUGAACAUCUCCAGUGAGAUCUCCCCUACUGAUCAAUCAAACUCUUCCAGCUACACAAUUUUCAAUGCAACUGUGGACAUUCAUCUUUAUGAAUACACAUGGAUUUAUGCCACCAGCGUGCUGUUGGGUCUCCCAACCAACUUCUAUGUUAUAUGGCUUAUUGUAACAGGCAAUGGACUUGCAACAGAGUUCUUCAGUCUCAACCUAUUUGUCAGCGAGAUCCUAUUAAGUCUGAACUCUCUCUUGAAUCUUCUCAACAAAGAAUUUGAAAUUCACAAGAUAGUUGGGGCUUUUUUAAUAGGACUUGCCAUCACUGGUCGUCCUCUGUUUCAGUGUCUGAUCUGUGUUGAGCGUUACCUGGCAGUGGUUCAUCCUGUGACAUUUCUGAAGUUCAAACCUCUCAGAUACAGAGUCAUUUGUUCUGGUAUUGUUUGGGUGACAACUGUCGGCUCCUGUUUGGUCAUUAUUAUGGCUUUAGAGUUGUUCCUAUCAAAGUUAUUUGUUGGUUUCAUAUUGGCACAGUUCUUUGCCCUCCUCUCUGUACAGUUGUUCUGCUGUUUGGCUGUUCUCAGAGCUCUGAAGCAGUCAGGACCAGGAGAGAGAGGGAGAGAGAAAUUGGAAGAAAACCACAUGAAAAGAAGAGCCUCUAAUUUAAUUCUAACAAUUACUGUGACCAUGGUUAUCAUAUAUGCUCCAUGUAGUAUUACAACAAUCCUUUCUUUUACUUCAACACAAAAUAUUGACAUACUCUUGUCUCUAAGUGAGGCUUGUUUUACAUUGGCUGGUUUGAUGCUGCCAGUUCUGUUUCUACUGCGGGUGGGAAAACUGCCCUUUAUCAAACGUCAAUAA